CGUUGUCGACGACGGCGCGUUUGUUUGGGCUUUCGGUGCGGCUUGGAAUUUGCCCAAAACCACGAGGGCGAACACGCCACCGAAGCCCUCCUUGUCUCAUCUCUAGGCGGUCCGCGCGAGCCGAGCUCAACGCAUCCCGAUUUGCGUGGCGCGUCACGCGAUACGGUGCCCACGUUUCGGGAAGAGCCGGUGCCUUCUCUCUCCCCACUGUGGUCACCGAGACUCCCCCAUUCCCUUCGAAGCAGGAGCCGGACGAAGGGAGCGUUUCCUCACGAAGCACCUGUACACUUCAGUGAUCCGGUACAAGACGGGAGUCUUCCUGCCGCACCGCUCGGACUGGCGCGCAUUUCAACAGGUGGCUGUGAAUUCCGGCGGCACGUUAAGGCUUAGGCGCUAGUUUCAAAGCAGAGAGAGACCUCACUUCAAGUCCAGAGGGAGAGUUGGGGAAAGGAAAACGCGCGGCUGUGCUGUGUGUGGUUUUUGUCGUUGGAGGGGAAGCCACCUGCUGUACUUUCCAAACGAAGUGCACCUCUCGUCGGGCUUGGCUGCUGUGACUCGACAAGGGGAACGGCGCUUCACUCCGGCUUCUUUGGAGAGAGUGUUCUGGCUUGGCUAUCUUGGCGCUGCUCCUGAAGUUCAACGAAAGAGAAGAUUGACCUAAACUGUGGGAGCAUGAAGAUAGCCCUGCUUCUAUGCAUCGUGGGCUGGUACCGUGGCCCGCUUCUGGUCUAUGCCGCUGAAGAUGCCAAGCUGCUGUCUCAACCGGAGGGCAGUACAGAACCCCCAGCACAGCCAGGAGGUUCGCACCAUGUUGUAGAGGGCGCUAGUCAUGCAAGCGACGAGGAAUCGCUGCGCCAUGCGGCGAAAAGACCCGGGGCACUGAACCGGGUGUCGAGGGCGGUGGGUGACCUCGACGAUGUCAGUGACGAUGAGUACGGAGUGCUCCGAGCGGGCGUGACCGGGCCUCGACGACACCGAUUCCUCCAUUUCGGACGCAAGAGGGUGCCGUCGGCGCCUUACUACGGGUCUCCGGUCCUCAACUUCGAAGGCACAGCCUCAGGCGAGGGAGAGGCUGAGUGGAGCGGGGGAGAAGAUGACGACGACGAGUCCACUGCGUCCCAGGAGGACCCGGAGGCGGCUGCAUUGCGGUGGGCCAAGCGAACACUUCGGGAGGGUCCCAACAGCUUCCUUCACUUCGGCAAGAGGGAACCGGAGGAGGAUGGAAGCAAUGGAGAACGACUAAGGUUCAGGCGAAGUGUGCAAGAGGCCAAACCUCUCGAAGCAGGUCAGGCGCACAGCACGGGUACGGAAGACUUCGAACAGCACAACGAACAAGCUGAGCCGGCUUUUUCGGAUAACCUUGUCCUGGCGUCGAAGGUUAAACGGUCUCCUAACCGUAUCAUGCACUUUGGCAAACGCCUUCAGCCAUCGUCAGCAGUUGGAGGCUUCGACGGUGUCAAGCGAGCAUCCCACAAUAGCAUAAUGCACUUUGGUAAACGCACUAAUGAUCAAGAUGUUGCCGCCGCCUUGUAUAACGUCUACUCUACCAUGGACGGUGGGCCAGAAAAGCGCGCUGGAAAUCGCAUUAUGCACUUCGGGAAGAGGGAUCCCGAAUACGGAGUUUCAACUGGACUCGAAGCCGAACCACAGUUUGACUUGAUAUCCGCGGAUAAAAAGGCUCCGAACAGGAUCCUCCAUUUUGGCAAGAGACCCAGCACUGGAAGCACCGGCAGCGCUGAGGCUGAAUGGGAUGGUGACGAAGCUGAAAAGGACAAACGCGGGAACCGCAUCAUGCACUUCGGAAAACGCGACGAGGAUGACUCUUCGGCAAUGACGCUGUCCUCAACGGACGAAUCAUCGUCCACGGCAGUCAAAAGGGCGGCCUCGGCACAAAGCCGGUAUUCCGGAACACCCGACCAGGUCCAGCCCUUCAUGGGCAUCGGGAGGCAACUUCAGAGGCAGUUCCAGGAAUGGAAGAAGCGAAACCGCAUUCUGCACUUCGGAAAACGGGAGCCUCAGCAGAGGUCAAGCAGCUACUACCAGCAGAAACGCUUGGCAAACAGAAUUAUGCACUUUGGCAAGCGAGCGGGCAGCUCAUAUUACGCCGACGACGCGGCAUCUGUCGUUGCAGCCAUGAAGGACAAGAGACUAAAGCACUCAAUUAUGCACUUCGGAAAGCGCGGCGAAGAGCUCGAAUCUAUCAUGGGUGGUGACAAGCGCAACCGAAUCAUGCAUUUCGGCAAGCGAUUUGGGGCCGGCGACCACGAUUCUCAAGAAGGGCAACAACUUCCCAUGGACAAGCGUGCGGGAAACAGGAUCAUGCACUUUGACAAGAGGCUGCCACGUCCAAACGGCGCACUGACGCCUACCGCCUGGGAUUACGGAGUCGACGCAGCCGCGGAGACGUCUGCCCCUGGAGCCACCAAGAGGGCGCAUCGAAUCCUCCACUUUGGCAAAAGGGACGGCGGUGCCAGUUACGAUGACACCGGCGUCGGGGGCGACCCUCUCCUCUUGGCAGAGGGCGUGGACGAAACCGACUCGACAAAAGUUACGGGCGGUCGUGGUCAGCCCGAGACGCAGAAGGUCGUCAGGAAGAAGAGAUCCGCUACACCUCCGGAAGAGAGCGACUACAUCGACGACACCCUCGCACAGAUGAUGGGCGCGCUGAUGGGUGAAGACGGCUACGCAGACCGAAUCACCAUGGGUCACUCGGGCCUGUCCGGGCCGCUGCACCUACCUCACGCGUACGUGGCCGCGCAAGUCUACGGGAAUGCAUUUCCGCGCAUGCUCAGUCGACCCAGCCGGAGCGACAGGUUAUUCCGCGCCCUUUACAGCGGAGAACAUGGCGCCGAGAUGAUGCCCAAGGGCCAGUCUCGCAACGUGUUCCUGCACUUUGGCUGAGUUUGUCCCGCACUUCACGAUUCUGAGCCGUGGCAAAGAAAAUCACCUCCCUUCCCCUGGCAUUCCUCCUGUUAGGUUCUGCUCCGGACAGCCGUCUUUCUUUGGCAGCUACCUGCAUUUCUUUUUUCUUUCCCUUCGCGGGUGAGGGACCUGGGUGAAGAGGAACCUGAGCGCUUUUCUGGAGCUUUCAUUUAGUAGCUCGAAACUCAAGGGUUGUCUGUAGCAAUUAUUGAUCGGUGUCAAUGUCGUUUUGUAGUCUGUGUGUAGCGCGAUUGUUCAUUGUUAGCUUGUUUUAUUGCUUUGUUAACUUCAUAAGGAGAGACAAGCAGGGUGACAACUACGCGUCGUUAAGGUGGCAUUUACUGGCUUUCGUCAGUGACUAUGCGAAGUCUGCACCAGAGUGAAACCUUGUCCCAGAACGAGAAUGCACGUCCACUCGUAUGCAUGCUGGUCUGGUUGCUCUUCGGGCACCCCUUGCUGUAUGUAGCACGGCUUAGAUAGCACUCGGAGCACAAACUCGGUGGCCACUUUCUCAGUGUUCUUUGGCAACAAUAAUACAUCAAUGAUUGUUAGCACUCUGGAAUCAUAUCGUAUGUCUCUUGCAGCAUCCCAUUUUUUUCGAAUACCAAAAGAUGACACUAUCAGUGCUCCCUGAUCUCGAAGCAAACUGUGAUACCACUCUGGGCGGCCGAUAUUGUCACCUAUAUAGGUUCUUAACGAAAAUUAGGUAUUUAUUGUAGACGGAUGAACUCCAUUGAUUCUGGCAUGUUUCCAUGUAGUGUCUCCAAGUGAAGCAAUUGUGCUUGUUUUUACGCACGCGUGAGGAAAUUAUAUAUCUACGCUCAGUCGCUGUGUCAUCUGCUAUAAACUGUGUUUACUAAUCUAAGGUCUCUGGCACUCAGCGGAAUUCUUCUGUGGGACACGAAUGCAGGAUAAUUCAUUGUGAAUACUGCAAUGUACGGACGCCUAUGUUAGGCCUAUUACAAGCUGUCAGGUUACAAAUAUAGUUGAAGCUGUUACGAUGUUCUCGUUCGACCCGUUCACUUUGUUUGUUUCCAUGCUCUUGGGAAGCCUUUGUUAUUGGUCUGAUACGAGGCAAAGAAAUAAGCGCUGAACGUGCUUCCUGAAAACUAAUAUAUUAUUAGAUUUAAUGGAAUUCGCAGUCAGAUAAAUAAGCUACCUCAUGUAAGCACAGAACGUGACAUGUUUUGUCGUUUAUGGCUUGAAACUUCAACGCUACCCUCAGUUUGCGAAAAAAGUUACAAUAGAAGACUUGUGUUUCUUUGCUGACCUGGAAGAGGCUUCCUUGAGCUGCUGCUUUACACAAUUAGGCUUUCCAGAAUGCGAAUAAUAGGUCUGAAAGAUAAAUAUUUAUUUCGAGAGUUCGGUUAAUACAGCACAAGAAGGUCUUGUGUUGUCUCUUUAUCGUUCCAUAUUGUGGCAACAACGGAAAGCUUCGCAGGCUUAUUGGUUGCUAUCGUUUUCUCUUAUCUCAAUGCACAAUUCGCCUCCUCACUGCUUUUCAUCGGCUUCGCUUCUGAACCGGUGCACCAACAGGAGUCUUUCAAGACAGGAAGCAGUUCUUCGCUUGAAUUUUGUGCCUGUAGGAGAUAGAGGACUUUCUCUAAGUUUCGGAAUAUGUAUAGUUUACUCGUUUUUUACCUGUGCUGCUCACUUUUGAUGUGAACAGCAAUUACGUGUUCGAAUUCAAAUACGUUUAUGGACAAUCUUCUGACUUAAAUCAUGGUAAAGUGUCUUUCAAAAAACCUAUUUGAAGUUAUAGAAGAAGAAAUUCUUUUGCUCGGUCAUGCAGGCCAUGUUGACGUUCCGUAGUUCCCAUGUUGAAACGUUGAAUGUUAUAGUACGUUGCUACGGUCCGUGUUUGCUUCAGUAUCAUUCCAUGCUCCGAAACACCUGACAUGCAAAUAUUUAUCUUAUCAUUGCAUUCAAUUUUUUUAGGAGGAAGGUUCCGUGUACAACUCAUGUUUUGCAAUUACAUUUGACGCACAUUCCCAGAGAUAUGAGUUAUUUAACCAUCACAUUGCUUUUAAUCAAAUAUCCUCGCUUAAACCAACUAAAUAUGAUACCCUUUUGAGUGAUCGUCGCAGUUCUUUAAGUUAGGCGCUCAGCCGAUUUCUUGUAUAGAUAUUUCAUGCGAAAAUAUAAACAUAAAAAUUAACAUCCAUUUUACAUAACCUUAAGAUCGCUAUAAAAAUGGAUAUCGCAAUUCUACGAAAAGCGCUUAGAGUCAGUUGAGGGUUAUUUAUUGGUUUUCAGUUGAAUGAAAUAUUUCCAAACUACUGUAACGUUGGGAAUACUUGUAGCUAUUUUAAAACGUCUUUCUUAUUUUGCCACUCAAUUUCUUCAUCAGGGGUGGAUUACAAGUUAACCAUAUAAGCUUUAGCUUUCGAAUUAAAGUGCUCAGAACUAUUAUGUAUCAGUUAAGAUUGAAGCUAAAUACGCAAUUCAUUAAACACAUGCCUUACGAAUUGCCUAUACGAAAGUUCUGCAUCAUUAAAAAACAAAAAUUCUUGCUUUUCUUCAAUUAUAAGACCACUUCACAGAAGUCGGCUUAGCGUUUGAAGGGCGCAGUGCUACAUUUCACGUAUUCGCGACGAUCACUGGAGCUGACCCACAGCUUGAGUUUCCUCUGAACGUCUAUUGUAGGUUAUAGCGACGGCAACAAACCACUGCAUGUGCUGUCGCCCUCCGAGACAAACUUCAAUACGAUGCAUUUAAAUGACCAGGUGAUGUCGUUUAUGAUGACCUUUAUCCUUUUGUUACUGGAUACCUCGCUCAGAAAUUACCCAUUUGAAUUUUAACUGAAUGCACUAAUUUCAUCAACAGUUAGUAACAAGCUGUUUGUGUGAUAUCACGUAUUUAUGAGUCCUAUGUUUAAAGGUAUCACUCCACUUUGUUCAUCAUUUGCUAUUUAUUUCAUUCGCGCUCAGGUUCAUCUCUCCAACAGUGGAGUCUCGCAUAUUUAUUUAAUUUAUUUGCUAUUUAUUAUCCGACGUGCCACAUUUGCAGCCUCACUCAACCGUCUCUAGGCUAAGAAGUGGCCGAAUGCAUCGAUACGUGCAUGAGAAUACUGAUGGAGGCUGUACGACCGUGCGAAAUAAAGAGGACGUUGACAAUCUCAACUGGACGACCAAGAAAAACGCACGAGAAUAAAAAAAGAA
Messenger RNA from Dermacentor albipictus, 6083 nucleotides. RefSeq lists its product as uncharacterized. NCBI's taxonomy places the organism in Eukaryota, Metazoa, Arthropoda, Arachnida, Ixodida, Ixodidae. The record is from RefSeq and is a predicted model, not a curated record.